GGGGAAGCAAAUUUUAAAAUGAGAACACUAGCUGUACCAUAUUGAAUAAUAUUAUAAAUAUUUAACUAUUCGAUACGUUUAAAUUAACAGAAGCAUACAAAUGUCCACUCAAAGAAAAAAAUCAACCUAAUGUUCCUCGAACGUUUUUUUAUUGGGGGAGCAGAAAGAGUGGACUCCCCUUCCCCUCCCCACAGCGCUCGCUCUCUCCCUCAAUUAGUUGGCUUAGCUAGUUCCACGUGGCUACAUCAGUAGACCAAUAGCCUUCCGGCCCCUGCCGUUCCUUCUUUCCUGACGCGGGCGGCCUCCUAUGCCUCCAGGCAAAUUCUAAGGUUUCCCUCUUGCUGUUGCCUUCAGCAUUGACAUUUUCUGGCCAUUAGAGGGCGCUUUAGAUAAUCUGUUGAAGGCCUUAGAAGCCAUAAGAGGCUGUCGCCUAGCAACUAGUGCCGAAUCCUAAACAAAACCGUCAGGCUGCGAGAGACCCUGCGGGCUGCUUUUGCAGCUCUCGUUGCUAGCGUCAUUUAGUUUACUGCGCGUGGGUCUCCCAGCCGCUGGACUAUGCCACCCACCAGAGACCCCUUUCCAUUAACCCACUAUGAAAACGAAGUGACCUGCACCGGCAAGGCUAGGAACUGCCAGAAAGCCCCCUAUGCUGUGCCAACCCAUCUUGCCCAACAGCGAGACCCUUGGAAUCGACUACAUGCAACACCUACAUUAGCAAGCAUCAGAAGGGAAGUGUGGUACAUGGAACCCGAGGUUUCCAGAGACAGCCUGGAUUUUAAUCUCAGCUCCCUGUACAAUCACCACGAAGACCUGCUAAAAGACAAGAGCGAGGUAGUGCUCCAUAAAGAGACCAUCUCUGAUAACCAUGGAGUACUGAAAGGUUUAGAGCCUGUGAAAGAAUGUGCUGUGCCUCCAAUUCCACGUUCUACUUCCAGGGGCCUCUCUGUGAGACAGUGGGUUAGCCCAGUAAAAGAGUCCAUCCACAGCACUGAAGGAGCCAUUGAAAGCCCUCACACUGCAGCCACCAACAGUGGAUACUCCCGCAAGGAGAAUGGCGGAAUCUUCUAUCACUAAAGAUUUUGCACAGCCACACUACUUCAGGCCUCCAGACGCUCUACUUCAAGCUCAUGUACCUACACCCAUCUACACUUGAGCUGACUCUUUACUGUCUGUGUCGCUUUUAAAUCCUUCAUUAAACCAUCCAGCUUCACUGAUUCAAGCUAGAGCACAGUUAUGGAAGGAAA
Hemicordylus capensis (graceful crag lizard) is the source of this 1244-nucleotide messenger RNA. RefSeq names its product cilia and flagella associated protein 276 (gene CFAP276). The transcript has 5 exons. The coding region runs from base 556 to 1074 and encodes 172 amino acids. The record is from RefSeq and is a predicted model, not a curated record. NCBI's taxonomy places the organism in Eukaryota, Metazoa, Chordata, Lepidosauria, Squamata, Cordylidae.